This is a messenger RNA of Guillardia theta CCMP2712, 2361 nucleotides long. RefSeq lists its product as hypothetical. The transcript is spliced from 3 exons. Gene Ontology annotation, molecular function: protein binding. The coding region runs from base 1 to 2361 and encodes 786 amino acids. The record is from RefSeq and is a predicted model, not a curated record. NCBI's taxonomy places the organism in Eukaryota, Cryptophyceae, Pyrenomonadales, Geminigeraceae.
AUGGCCGAGGCAGUGGCUGAGGUGGCGCUGGGGGAGUAUGCUGCCGCAGCCGUCUGCAUGAUCCUCGCGGCUCUUGUGCUCCUCUUGGGGUCUCGUCAGCCUCCUCCCUCAGCUCGCACAUGGCGAGAUGGCGACAAGGACGGGAGGAAGGACGAGGGAAGGAUCGAGCGAAGUCAAGGUGGAGCCAAGAAAGCUGACGUGCCGCUGGUUCGCGAGCAUGGGAGGAGCCUCAUGCCGCGACCCUCUGCCAGCAUGCCAGCGUUAAGCUCGUCGAGGAGCAUGCGCUCAAGCUGGCGGUCGGGACUCGCUCAGGAGGAGGAGGACGUGGGAGCGGCGAGCUUCUUCGAGGAGAUGCUCAAAUGCCUGGGGUUCGAAGACGCCGGCGACCAUGGCUUCGGCUUCUCCGUCAGCUCCAAAUCUCGUCCCCUUCCUGCGGAUUUUCCUCUGGUAGAAAAGAUCCGAUCCGACCUGAUCGCCUCCUCCUCCCUCGCCAACGGCGAUCGGAUCUUGAUGGUGGACUCGCGCAACGUCGCCGGCAUGCGCGCCAAGGAGGUGAAGAGCCUCAUCAACCAGUCGGACUUCAGGAUCAGCCUGUUGGUCAAGGGGAACGAGGGAGGAAGAGGACAAGUCGAGAGGCAGGUGGUUCUCUACCGAGGGAGGGUCGGAGUGCUCAGAGCUUUCUUCACCAACUACAUGCUGAAACACACGAGCAGGUUCCAAUCUACACCCAUGGGACAGGAGAUCGCUCAGGUCUUCCGUCUCUUCAUGACUCUAUCAGAUCAAGUAGCAUCCGCGGACGAGCUUGUCUCCCUCCUCCAGCACAGCAUCUCGGCCCGCCCCAAGGGAUCGAUCCAGAAGUCCAUCCUGUCUCUCUUCAAGGUCCUCGUCGUCUAUCAGGCGACCGAGUGCCUGCAUGCCUCCAGCGUGGACGUGAGCCCGAUGAAGGAGAGUGACCGAAUCUUUUCCUCCAACUUUUCCACCAGCAACGGGGACGCGACCGACGCCUCUCCUCUUCGCAUGUCGAUGUUGGAGCUCCAGAGGUCCCAGGUGACGGACAACCUGCGUAAGGAGAUGGAGAGGCUGCAGGAGGAAGCUGGCGCGAGGGAGGCUCAGCUAGAGGCCACGCGCAAGGAAGUACAGCGGCUGGCCGAGGAGUUGAACAAGGCAAAAGGCCUCGUUGCGGCCUUGCAAGCAGAGGAUCAGGAUGGGGCACACAGACAGGCAAGACAACAGGAAGAGGAGAGGACUAGGUUGAGGCUAGAUGAUCUUGAGAGCGCGAUCAACGAGUUCGCUACCUGGUCGGAAGAUUUCCGCUGCCGUCAGUUUGCGAUGAUACAAGACCUGCUGGUCACUCGGGGUCAAGAUCGUAACGCAGAGGAGCCAUCGAACCCACAGGACGAGCGAGAUGGAGUCCCUUCGCUUGCCACCCGUAGCCAUGAGGCAGAGCUCCUCGACCUCUGCAGACGGAGCUUGGCGGAGAUGUGCGAGUCCAUGAGGGGGAGGAGGGAGGAGGGAGAGGAGGGAGACGUGCUGCUGGAGAUAGGCUUCCUCCUCCAGGAGCUUCAGUUCACCUUGGAGGAGCUGCAGGGCAGCGCGUGGGCAGCGGAGGACCUCCGGCUUUUCCUGGGCGAGACUUUGGAGGCGUUGAUGACUGCGCACACCAAGUCGUUGAACUUCAUGUCGAGGUCAGACUUCAUCCUCUCCAAGUUGAAGUUCUACAGGAGGAGGAGGAGCGCGUCUCUCCAUCGGAUGCAACAGACGCCCGCCCCCGGCAUCCUGCACAGCCGCUCCAUCAGCGAGAUCGAUCGGUCGCCCGCGUGCCUGCUGGAGGAGAUUCCGAGCGAUGAGCGAAGGUCUUCCACCGAGUUCUCGCAGGAGGGGGAGGACAGCCUCGUCGAAGUCCUUGAGAAACUCUUGACAAGCAUCAGCAGCGACAACGAUGCGCAGAGCGAGAACGGUCUGCCUCCCCCGGAGACCUCCCAGGCCUCGAUGUUCUCAUCCUCUCAGACGAGCGCUGGAGAGGGGAGGGGGGGCAACGACACGGGUGGGGAGGAUCAAAUCGAGACUCUCCGUCGCAAGGUUCUCGCCAUGGAGCAGAUGAUUCACUUCAGGGAGUCCUCCUACAACUUGCUCCUGCACUUCUGCUCGAGAGAGCUCAGAUUUCUCCUUGGAGUCCCUUCCUCUCCCUCCUCCCCGUCCCCCUCCCCCUCCUCCUCUCCCUCCCCUGCUCCAUCACUGUCACCUUCUCUCGUGGAGUACGAUCCCAGUCAUCCGACUGAGUUUCCGGGGAAGAAAGCUCUAGAAGACAUGUUCGAAGUUCUCAAGAGGCGAGGAAACCUGAUACCUGGGCAUCAGAUCUAG